UCCGGUGACUCAACAACACAACUUACACCAAACAACGCACCUUUUCACUCAACACGAGCCAAAACGGAUAUCAUCGGAAAAAAUCACGUUCAAAGUCUGGCCGUCCGAGGACGUUCAAAUUGGCGGGCAUUUCUUUGCUUGGGUUUUCUGCGCGCUGGUCCGCGGCAAAUAGGAAUCUUCCAUUUCGAUUCAGUCACAACCGAUUCGGGCAGAUCACAUUUGCAGGACUUACACAGCCCCGGCUCACCCACAACUCGGCCAUGAAAACCCGAAUCCUCAAAGUGCCGCUUGCCGGCAAGGAUGACUCGGCCCUCGGCCGGUGGACAUCCUCUACCCCGGACGGCACACCGGAUCUCACCACGUGGGAAGUCACAGCAACCGACGACGCCGUGCGGGCUCCCCUCCAGGAAGCCGCACACCUCCUGCGCACCACCGCCGUCCCCGUCGCCUUCCCCACCGAGACCGUCUACGGGCUCGGCGCCGACGCCACCCGCUCCGCCGCCGUCAGGGGAAUCUACUCGGCCAAGGGCCGGCCCUCCGACAACCCCCUGAUCGUGCACAUCAGCGACCUGACCAUGCUGCGCCAGCUCCUCUCCCCCUCUGACUCCUCCCCCCCACACUCCCCAGAAGUCACCCCCCAAGAAGAAAGCGACCCCAUCCCCCCCAUCUACCACCCCCUGAUAACCCGCUUCUGGCCCGGCCCCCUAACCAUCCUCCUCCCCCUCCCAUCCCCCUCCCCCCUCGCGCCCGAAGUCACCGCCUCCCAACCGGCCUUCGGCGCGCGCAUGCCCGCCUCCGCCCUCGCGCGCACCCUCAUCGCCCUCGCGGGGACCCCGCUCGCCGCGCCCUCCGCCAACGCCUCCACGCGGCCCAGCCCCACCGCCGCGGCGCACGUCCGUGAUGAUUUGGAGGGGCGGAUCGAGCUGGUGCUGGAUGGCGGGGCGUGUACUGUGGGGGUGGAGAGUACGGUGGUGGAUGGGAUGUGUGUGCCGCCGGUGGUGCUGCGGCCGGGAGGGGUGGGGAUGGAGGAGUUGAAGGGUUGUAAGGGGUGGGAGGGGGUGAGGAAGGCGUAUGUGGAUGGGGAGGGGGUGGGAGGGGGGGCGCCGCCGAGGGCGCCGGGGAUGAAGUAUAAGCAUUAUAGUCCGAGGGCGAGGGUGGUGUUGUUUGAGGCGGGGAGGGAGGGGGUGGGGUUGGGGGAGGUGAGCGCUGGUGGGGGGGAGACGGUGGGGGUUAUUAGGACGGGGGGUUGGCCUGUUGCGGGGGGGCUGGGGUGCGCGAGGUUGGGUGAGCCGGCGGUUGUGAAUGGGGAGGGGGAGACGGGGUUGGUGGUUAAGGAGGGUGUGCUUCUGGGUGAGGAUGGGAGUGAGGCGGGGAGGGUGUUGGAUGUGGAUCUUGGGGGGGACGUCAAGGGGGUGGCACACGGGUUAUUUGCAGCGCUGAGAGAGCUGGACAGGCUCGGAGCGGACGUCAUCUUCGUGGAAGGGGUUAGCGAUGGGGACGAUAUCGCGGCGGCGGUCAUGAAUAGGCUCAGGAAGGCGGCGUCAGAAAUUAGGGCUUAGAUAGACGCAUUAGACGUCUCCCAGGAGGCAUUUUCCACUCAGCAGUUUUUGCUACUCGAUGAUGCGCAAUUCGCCCAAGGUCUUUUCACGAAGUACUCUAAACUC
Chaetomium fimeti is the source of this 1664-nucleotide messenger RNA. RefSeq names its product DHBP synthase RibB-like alpha/beta domain-containing protein. Gene Ontology annotation, molecular function: tRNA binding; nucleotidyltransferase activity; double-stranded RNA binding. The transcript has a single exon. The coding region runs from base 261 to 1559 and encodes 432 amino acids. Gene Ontology annotation, biological process: regulation of translational fidelity. The record is from RefSeq and is a predicted model, not a curated record. Gene Ontology annotation, cellular component: cytoplasm. NCBI's taxonomy places the organism in Eukaryota, Fungi, Ascomycota, Sordariomycetes, Sordariales, Chaetomiaceae.